This is a messenger RNA of Periophthalmus magnuspinnatus, 5264 nucleotides long. RefSeq names its product alpha-kinase 3a (gene alpk3a). The record is from RefSeq and is a predicted model, not a curated record. Gene Ontology annotation, cellular component: nucleus. Gene Ontology annotation, molecular function: protein serine/threonine kinase activity; ATP binding. The transcript is spliced from 16 exons. Bases 128 to 5191 code for a protein of 1687 amino acids. Lineage: Eukaryota; Metazoa; Chordata; Actinopteri; Gobiiformes; Gobiidae. Gene Ontology annotation, biological process: protein phosphorylation; cardiac muscle cell development.
CACAAACUCAGACCAGCGCAACACUCAGGGGCCACUUCAUGGGCCUCGGUGGGAAUAAAACCCAACUCCAGCGGCACGGGCCCUUUCGUUUCUUUGGAUAUAUUUUUGUUUAUUUAUUUGUUUGACCAUGACGUCCAGGAGGCCCAUGACUCGGUCUUAUUCCGGCAAUGGAAGAACAAGCAGCUUCAGCGAAGAAGAGGGCAGCUCUUCAAACGGCCGCAACACCUACCUGUCCAACGUGCGGCCGGAAAACAGCCAUUCCAGAUAUUCUCACUACAGACCAACGAGGAGCACCUUAUGCAGCGUCAUGGCUCAGCUGACCGAAGACGUCCAGCCCUCGUUUGAAACCACGCUCAAGUCCAAGGCCGUGUCUGAGAACUGUAACGUGAAGUUCACCUGUGUGGUGUCAGGAUACCCCGCUCCUGAGCUCAAGUGGUACAAAGACGACAUGGAGAUGGAUCGUUACUGUGGUCUGCCAAAGUACGAGAUACGGCGGAAUGGGAAAACUCACACUCUGCACAUUUACAACUGCACACUGGACGACGCCGCCAUUUACCAGGUCUCUGCGAGCAACAGCAAAGGCAUCGUGUCCUGCUCCGGCGUCCUGGAGGUCGGCACGAUGAGCGAGUACCAGAUCCAUCAGAGAUUCUUCGCCAAACUGAAGGCGAAAGCCGAGAAGAAGAGACAGGAACUGGAGGUGUCGACCAAGAAAGACACCGCGGAAAAAGAACCGAAUCCAACAGAGGCGCCACAGAAAAGCCCAACAUCGAGGAAACGAGUCAUUCCAGAAACGACGCAGACCCCGGAGGAACCACUAGUUGGCGCAGUAGAUACGAACCACCAAGUCCAAGAUCCGACCUCACCUGUGGCUCCUGAGGCGAAGAACGACGGCGAGCACACUGUGGGCAAAAAGAAAAUCAAAAUCUCCAACGGCAUGAACGCGCAGACCGACCAGCCGAGCACGCCGAAGAGCGCCAACGUCCGAAGCAACGCCUUGGCCGCCGCGGGGGAUAACCACUACGACGGCGGGAUGGGGUUGGCGCAGUUUCUGGCCGAGACGCUUCAAUCCCAGACGGCGGAGGAGAAGCAGGUCCCAAACAAAGAAGAAACAGCUAAAGGUUUAGAAAGUACGAAAGAGACGACACAGGAGGAGGACGGAAAACAGACGGCAGAAGAAGAGAUGGAACAAGAGCCAACGCCGCCGCCGCCGCCGCAGGUACAAGGAAAACCAGAUCAAGAGAUGAAAGAGGAAAGUAGAGAAAAAUCCCACCCAACACCUCCAAUCCGACAUAAAGACAAGAGGGAGCACAAGGAGCACAAGGAGCACAAGGAGCACAAGGAGCACAAGGAGCACAAGGAGCACAAGGAGCACAAGGAGCACAAGGAGCACAAGGAUCACCACAUCCCGGCGUCCAUCUCCUCAAUGCUCCACUCCGUCAAGGACUUUUUCUUUGGGAAGAACAAGAAAGAUUCCCAUGACAACAAACCCAAAGAUAUUCCAGACUCCAGCGUUCCAGAGCAAACGCCGCCGUCUUACUAUCUCAAACCCGAAAGCCCGUCUGAAAUCAGGGCUAAACACGACCACGGAAUGUCUCUGGAGGUCGCACAGCUGCAGGGAGCUACAGCGGAAAGGUCACAGGUCACGGAAUGGCCGGGCGAUUCGCGCGCGGCAGAGAUUAUGAAAGAGAGUCCGGCGGGGGUCGGCGGUGCUGCUCCUGACCAGGCCAUGGAGGUGACUGCGGAGGAGGACACGACAUUGUCCAGUCCACAGCUUCUCCCUGAGACGGUGGAGAAAGACGCUCAGCUACAUAACAGUUGGGACAUUAAGUCAGAAGGCAGCUUGAAUGUUCUAGAGCUACCGCCACAAGUCUCCAUCACUCCUCCCCAACAUCCCACAGUGGAGUCCCAGUCUGACGUGGACCCUGCCUGCCCUCCACCCUUUCAACACCAUCUCACUCAAAGCCCAAGUGACAACAUGGCGGAAAGUUCACCCCAACCCAAAGACACAAGAGCUCACGAUCCCGCCUCCAACACUGACUUAGCAACACGGGUUUUUGCCUCUGCGUCGGAGGAGGAUGAAACAUCACCACGUCAGUCGAAACAGGCUCUUGUAGCUCCUGACAGACAAGCCAAACAAACUCUAGAAGAAGAGGGUGUGUACAGGUCUGACUUUGAGGAAAAGAAUGUGGAAGUUCCCUCUCUAGUGAGUGAACAAAGCACACACUGUCUGACAGUAAUCAGCCAAGAAUCCAGUGAGCGCAGCUUAUCUGAAAGUGCAAACAGUGAGACUCAAAUUCCAAUCGAAAACAUCCCUCUUAUCCAAAUAUCAACCAUAGAAGACACGCAGGAUGAGGAGGCAGUCCCACAAAUGGACGCCGUGUGCCCUGGGGUCAUUCAAGAUGAUAGCGAGUCUUUACCGGUGACAGAGCAGCUAAUGACGGACUUUGAGCGUGAUGCUAAAGCACUUCCUGAAAUUCAAAUAUGUUCCAUAGAAGAUAUUCCGGAAAUCCAGGUAAUUGUCCCGGUCAUACGUGUGGAAGACGAGAUUCUCAGUCCAACAAUAGAAGUAACACAGCCAGAUGUGAAAGAGGGGCCCACACCGAUCGCUCAGGUGCUACAAGAAAAUGAGUCUAUUUCAUACAAGGAGUUUGACAAUUGGCCAAAUAUUAUCAUCCAAAACGAUUAUGUGUCAGAUUUCUGUAUGGAGAUCGACUCGGGGGGAGCAGCGGGAAUGUCCCAAGAAGAUGAGGUUCCCCAGGUCCAUUAUCCUAUCCCGAUCAUAAAUGUGUCGUGUACAGAGGAGGCGCUUGAACCGGCCCCUGGUAUAAGCCCACCUCCUGGUACUGCGGCGCUGCCCGAGUUUGUGGCCCCGCCCAUCGUCAAAACAGCAGAGCGCAGAGACAAAAUGGAGGAGGAAGAAAUAACUGCACAGAAAGAAAUUACUGAACCCACAGAAAAGACAGAACCCACAGAGACCUUUGGAGCUGAGCACAGAGACACAGUGACUCACAAAGAAACAGCAGAGCUCAGAGAAACGGCAGUGACUGAACUAAUGUCUGAAAUGUACAAGGAGACAUUAGAAACAACAGAAACCUCUGAACAAACAGAGACAUUAGAGACCAAAGCGACAACUGAACAAAGAGAGGCCGAGGAAGCGGCUCCAGCUGCGUCUGAGCACACGGAGCCUGGAGCCACCUCACAGGAUGAACCGAAACCCAACAGUGAAGCACAGGCUCAGGGCGAACUGACAGAGAACAAGCUGACAGCAGCCUAUGAAACCCCAAAGACUGAAGUUAACGUGCUGUCGCUAAGUAAAACAGUGGAGGCCAGCAUAGAGAGCGAGAUCACCCAGUCUCUGAAGGAGGCGCGUAUCGAGAGCUUUAUGUCUGUGGAGAGGCUGAGCUUUAAACCCCCGCUCUACCCCUCUCUGAGCCCGGCCAGUCUGAGGAAGUUCAUGUCCAAAGCCUCAGGUGAGGCAGACUCUGCAGCAGACCGUCAGAGUGACAAAGCUGAGGACUCUCUGAGCGGAGGCUCCACCCCAACGUCCUCGCUGUCCUGCGAGAGCAGCCCCCGCCUCAAACGCCGCGACAGCCUCUCGCUCAUCCGCUCUGCCACCCCCGAGGAGCUGGCCUCCGGGGCCAGGCGCAAGAUCUUCAUCCCCAAAACCAAAGAGGACAGUGAGGACAGUAGCAGUAAGAAGGACAGCCCCUACAUGUCCCCCGGUCAAGCCCGCCGCACGUCCUUUCUGCAGCCGCCCAGCGGGUCCAACACCCCCCCGGUGGAGAGGCGCUCCCCCCUGCUCAACCGCAGGAAGGCCACUCUGGAGGUGCCCAAAGUGGUGGAAGAAAUACCUGUACCUGAAGAAGUCAGCACCAAACAAGACGAUAAGUCAGGAGACAAGAAACCAGACCCACUCAAAGCUCCUCAGGUGAUCCGAAAGAUCCGUGGUGAGCCGUUCCCUGAUGCCUCUGGACACCUCAAACUCUGGUGUCAGUUCUUCAAUGUUCUGAGUGACUCGACCAUCAAGUGGUUCAAGGAGGAGCAGGAGAUCCUGGAGGUGCAGAGGAGUGGAGGAGAUGAGACUCAGGUGGCGCUGGCGAUCGUUCUCGCCUCCAUCCUGGACUGUGGCGUUUACGGCUGCACCAUAACGAACGAGUACGGCAGCGACACGACGGACUUCCUGCUGAGUGAAGACGUCAUGGCUGAGAUUCUGCUCAAAGACGACCUGGAAGUGGGGGAGGAGAUCGAGAUGACUCCUCUGCUGUUCAGUCGGGGCCUGGCGGACUCGGGCAGCUGGGGGGGGAAGUUCUUCGGUCGGAUCAUGACUGAGACGGUGCAUCUGGGAGAGGGCUGGACGCACAAAACCAGCAGAGUGAAGGUCAUCUAUGGACUGGAGCCCGUCUUUGAGUCUGGGACGUCCUGCAUCAUGAAGGUCCAGAACCCCAUCCCCUACGGGACCAAGAUGGAGAGCAACUUGGCCGAGAGGAACCAGGAGAUCACCAAACAAGAGUGUAAAGUUCAGAACAUGAUUCGUGAAUACUGCAAAAUCUUCACCGCUGAGGCUCGUGUCAACGAGAACUUUGGCUCUGCUCUCGAAGUGGUCCCUCAGUAUCUGAUGUACCGUCCGGCGAACUCCGUGCCGUACGCCACGGUGGAGGCGGAGCUACAGGGGCCCUUCCAGACCUACUGCUGGGCGGACGCCGGGGGCAAACUGAACUCGAAGGCGAUCUCUGAGGUGGAGCAGAAGUGCUGCACGUUCCAACACUGGCUCCAUGAGUGGACCCACGGCAACCUCCUGCCCACACGGCUCGCAGGUGUCGAUUUUAAACUCACCAACAUCAGAGUUGUGACCAAGUCCAAAGGAUACCAGGGUCUGUCCGAGCGCGGCUCUCCUCAAGUGUUUGACCAGUUCCUCACUCACCAUCAGUGUAACUACUACUGCGGCCUGCUGGGACUGCGGCCCCUCAAACCCAUGGACAGUCUUCAGCCGCCCACUAAGACGAAGGGGUCCAGGAGCCCGCUGCUCAACCGCAAGAUGAGCGUCGGGUCUGGAAGUCCACAUCUACCGAAGAAGGGCUCGGUCAGUCCACACUCUCAGAGAAGAGCCGGAACGAGCCCCAAAGCUCCAAGAAAGAGCCAGGAGCCAGAGGACAGUAACUCGACUAAAGCCAAGGCUGUAGACGGCAGGUAGGAGACGCAGGCUGCACCUUUUAGAGUCAACUAUUUAUUUUAUAGAUCUAGUGAUGAUGAUGAGCACAAGGAUG